GGCAAUGGUCCUGAAUUAUCUCAAGUCUUUUCUUUUCUUGGUGCAGUACUUUUUUUAUUAGUUUUUCAACUUGGUAGGAAAUUUCGUUUUGGAAAAAUAUGAAAUGGAAGAUAAGUAAUGGAAUCCCUGCUUUGUAACGCUAGCUGUUGAAUGUUGCUCAUCUCUGCCUGCAAAAAAUAUAGUCCAACUAUUCAACUUCAAACAAAGCAUUUUACCUUCAUCUGUUAAAGAGUUUCCCUUGAAGAUGGCUGACACCGUGCUUAGUGUGAUCUUGGAUAAGAUACUUCCACUUGCUGCCGCCGAGAUCAACCAGGCAUGGGGUGUAAAGAAAGCCCUUCAGAAGCUCUCCAAGAAAGUAGAGAUGGUGGAAGCUUUGAUUUCUGAUGCUAAAUGCAAGCAAUCAACAAGCAAAGUGGUGCAACUCUGGCUCAAAAGGCUCCAGUCCAAAGCACGUGAUGCUGAGAUCGUGUUGGAUGACUUCGGAUAUGAAGUUCUGCGGCAGAAGGUUGAGAAUCGGAAGCGCGACAAGCUACGCAACCUCUUUUCUAUUUCUUCCUCAAAUCCUAUUUCCUUUCCUCUAGAGAUGGCUAACAAGAUCAAGAAUGUUAGCGCAUCUCUGGAGGAAGCUUACAAAGAAGCAAAACAGAUGGGGCUUCAACCAGCUCAACUACCCAUGCCAUCUGCUGAUCACAAAGAGGAUCGGUGGACUGCUCCUUUUGUGGACGAGUCAGAAACGGUGGGAAGGGAGGCUGAGGUAUCUAAAGUUGUGAGCAUGUUAAUUAGCUCAGACUGUAAGAAGGAUUUACCCGUCAUCUCAAUAGUUGGGAUGGGCGGCCUGGGUAAAACAACCCUCGCACAGAUGGUGCUAAAAAAUGAGAGUGUAACGAAGCGUUUUGAUGAAAAAAUAUGGGUUUGUGUGUCUGAUGAUUUCAGAGUGGAAAGGCUGUUGAACCAUAUGCUUCAAUCCCUUGACGAAAAAAGUGCUGAGACGACAAACAGGGAAGCAUUGGUAAGGAGGCUUCAAAAAAAUCUGAAAGGAAAAAGUUACUUGCUUGUGCUUGAUGAUGUUUGGAAUAAGAAUCGAGGGAUAUGGGAUGGCAUGAGGAGCUGUUUGCUCGAAAUAGGAGGUGCUCCAGGAAGCAAAAUAUUGGCUACCGCACGUAGUGAUGAUGUAGCCUCAGCAAUGCAAACAUCUGAGUGGCAUCGUCUAGACAUCCUCUCAGAAGAUCAUAGCUGGAUGUUGUUUGAAAAACUAGCCUUUGCAGACGGUGGUGCAACAAAGACUCAACAUCUGGUGGACAUUGGCAGAAGGAUACUGAAAAAGUGCGGCGGCAUGCCAUUAGCAAUCAAAGUGAUCGGGAGUUUGUUGUAUUCCAAAAAGAAUGCCUCGGAGUGGUUGAAGCUUGAGAAGAGUGAAAUAUGGAACGAGUCAGUGAAUACUGAAGGUGGAGUCAUGUCUGUCCUGAAGCUGAGUUACGACAACUUACCUUCAUGGUCAGUGAAACAAUGCUUUGCAAGUUGUUCCAUCUUCCCGAAGGACGCUAAUAUGGAAAAAGAAAGCUUGAUACAGAUUUGGAUGGCCCAGGGAUUGAUCAAUGAUGCCAAGGGAGGAGGAGGAGGUCAUUUGCAAAUGGAGGAUAUAGGCAGUGACUAUUUCAACGUAUUGCUUCGGAGUUCUUUGUUGCAAGCUGGUUAUAAGAAUUCCAUUAACGGAAUCUGGAGCUGCCGGAUGCACGACCUUGUGCAUGAUCUUUCACUGCAAGUGUCAAAUAAUUGCUUCUUAAAUAUAGAGGGUGGCAUGGAAGUCAGUCAUGAAAAUGAAGUUAUGCAUUUGACCAUCACUGGGAGUCAAGGGAAGGUGUUAAAGAAUAUCGAAGGGAUUCUUCCAAAUUUGCAAACGCUUUAUUAUAGUGGGGGUGAUGGUAGUGUGCUCGAAGACAUCUUGGAAAGGUCUAGAUACCUUUGUGUGUUAAUAGUAGACUGCUGGGAUAUGACUCAACUCCCGAAUAUAGUGGGUGAUAUGAAACAUUUGCGACACCUUGAUAUCAGUGAAACUAAAAUCGCCGCUCUGCCAGAUUCGAUCACAAAGCUCUACAAUUUGAUGACCUUGAAAGUAUGUUACUUGAAAGAGAUACCUAAGAAGUUUGGCAAUUUAGUUAACUUAAGGCAUCUCGAGUUGUCCGGGUUUAGUUUGAAUGGGUCCAAAUGUUUGUUCCCUGGAAUCGGGCAGCUGGCUAAUCUUCGGACGUUGCCCCACUUCAGGGUAAGCCAAGACAAGGGAUGUCAACUUGAGGAGUUGGAACACUUGCGCAACCUCGGAGGCGAGUUAGAAAUAUGUGGACUUGAGAAUGUGAGCAGCUUUGAAUCCGCAGCAAAAGCAAAGUUGUCCAAAAAAAGAAGCAUUCAAAGUUUAGAACUUUCAUGGGAUGAUACAAAUGAAGAUUGUGACGACAACAAUAUCAACAGUGUCAUGGAAGGUCUCCAACCUCACCCAGACUUGAAAGGUUUAACCAUUAGUGGUUUCGAAGGUUCAAGGUUGCCGUCGUGGAUGGUGGCAAAGGAUCACUUGAUGGUACUCCUGAGGAAUCUAGUACGCCUCGCGUUGAGAGGAUUGGGUAAGUGUGAACAAGUACCACCACUAGGGGACUUGCCUUGUCUCGAGUCCUUAGUGAUAGCCUCCUUACACAAUGUGAAGCGCAUUGGGGCUGAAUUCUAUGGUCUCCUUGCACAUGUCGAUAUUAAUGCAAGGAGCAGCGGUUCUUGUAGUAGCAGCACCAGUAGCAGAGAGGCGGUGAAACCAAUCACUCUGUUUCCGAAACUGUCGCGUUUUGUGCUGCGGGACAUGAAAAGUCUAGAGGAGUGGUCAGAUGCAAUGGUUCCCUCGGAUUCUUCUUCAUCGAUUAAGGUAUUCCCUAGUCUCCGGUACUUGGAAAUCGAAGGGCUCCCCAAGUUGGCUGUUCUACCGGAUAUGGAGAACUUGACGUCUCUUGAGAAGUUAAGGAUAGAGAAAUGCGGAAGUUUGACUUGUAUAAGGAAUUUGAAUAGCCUUACAUCUCUCGAAUCCUUAUAUUUAGAUGACUGCCCUGCUCUUGAAUCCUUAUGCUUGGAGAGCUUGACAUCUCUUGCGGAGUUAGAGAUAAGGGAAUGCGGAAGUUUGGCUUGUAUAAAGAAUUUGAAUAGCCUCACAUCUCUUGAAUCCUUAUAUUUAGGUGACUGCCCUGCUCUUGAAUCCUUAUGCUUGGAGAGCUUGACAUCUCUUGCGAGGUUACAUAUAUGGGGAUGCGGAAGUUUGGCUUGUAUAAGGAAUUUGAAUAGCCUCACAUCUCUUGAAUCCUUGGAUUUAGAUGACUGCCCUGCUUUAUUAGAUGCUUCUCUAGAUAUGGAAAACCCCCAAUCCCUACGUGAUCUAAGAAUCUCACGAUGUGAUCAGUUGAAUCCUUGGUUGAGUAAUAAUCUUGAGAAGUUCACGUCGCUCGAGCGGUUGGACAUCCGCUCUCAUGACCCUGGUUCUUGGCCAAUUACGGUUCUCCACCAUCAGGCCAACCUCAGAUCGUUGACUCUCGGUGGCUUCUCUGACAACCUUGAUAAUUUCCCGUGGCCACACUCCAUCACCAAUCUCGUCUCUCUGGAGGAUCUUGUAUUGCAUGGAUGGCCAAAAAUCACGGCUCUCCCACACCAAAUUCAGCAUCUCUCUACCUUGACAUCUCUAUGGAUAUGGACGUUUGAGGGGUUGGAAGUUCUUCCAGAGUGGAUGGGUAGCCUUGGGAAUCUUCGAGAAUUGUGGAUUGGUGAUUGCUCUAACCUCAGACAGUUGCCCUCUGCAGACCUCACCAAUUUAAAUCGUCUAAGUAUCUACAGGUGUCCUCUUUUAGCAGAGAGAUGCACCAAAGGAAGUGGCGCAGAGUGGCCCAAGAUUGCACAUAUUCCCUUUGUUCAUAUCUUUUAGUAGAACAAAGUUUGAUUGGUUUUGCCUUAGGGGAAACAAAGGCCCACCGUAACUGGUCAGAAUCAAGGCAACUCAUGCAGCGUCACAAAAAAAAGAAGAGCAGUUUUCUCAAACUGCCUUAUUAUUGAUUCCAGAUGUCUGCUGAUUAUUGAUUCCAGUAUUCUCUCCUUUGAGGUGCAUCUUCUCUGUUUUGUUUCAAGCUGUAACUUAAAAGACAGAGUAAAGUAUUGAUAGACAUUUUCCUUUUUAAAUAAAAAAGAUUCAUUACAUUGUCUGAAAGACUUCAAUGCACCAGGGAUUGUUUUAGUAGUUAAAAGUAGUAGACUCUGAAAAUUUACAUCUUCUUUUUUUUUUUUGGAUGAAUACUACUAUCGAAUUGCUAGAACAGAGAUACUCUCUGUUAUGUACAAAUUGACUAGGAACAGAAUAAAUACUUUUGUUCUCUGUUAUGUAAUCAAACUUCGGGCCAAUAAACUCUAACAGCUCUGACCUGCAGCUCUAUGAACGACUCAUAACAGGAUUUGGUUUUGGCAUUUAAUAAUGGCUUGCUAAGCUAAUUCUUGCACGUUCUACUAUUUUUCUUUUUUCCUGAUUCAGCAAAUGACUGCCUAUCUAUUUCUUGAGCUCGUGUCUGUUAUGCUGCAGGGACAACAACCAAGAACGACCAAACUAUUUCCAGGAGCUGAGACCACAUUCAAAUGUUUGGGGGAUUUUGAUGAAUCCUGUUCUAACUAACUAUUGUGUUUGGAUUGCAUUUUUUUGGAUUUUUUUUGUAGAAAAAUUACUAUAGCGAUUUGAUGUAUGUGAAGUAAAAAGAUAACAGGAAAAUGUGUUAACGAAAAAACGUUGUAAUUUUUUCAAUGAAAAAUGACUGUCCAAACACCCCUAUAUAAUGUUGAAGAGCAUAUGAAGGGAUUGUUUGUUGACUCAGUACCUCAUAGUGUAUUUCUUUAUUGCUGUUUCUCAAUGUCCAACUCUAUUGUAAUGUGAAACUUAAUUUUCAUUAAGAUACAGUGCU
Messenger RNA from Coffea eugenioides, 4964 nucleotides. Its product is annotated as putative disease resistance protein RGA1. Gene Ontology annotation, biological process: defense response to other organism. Bases 245 to 3946 code for a protein of 1233 amino acids. The record is from RefSeq and is a predicted model, not a curated record. Gene Ontology annotation, molecular function: ADP binding. NCBI's taxonomy places the organism in Eukaryota, Viridiplantae, Streptophyta, Magnoliopsida, Gentianales, Rubiaceae. The transcript is spliced from 2 exons.